Struthio camelus australis is the source of this 5847-nucleotide messenger RNA. Lineage: Eukaryota; Metazoa; Chordata; Aves; Struthioniformes; Struthionidae. The record is from RefSeq and is a predicted model, not a curated record.
AUGUCCCAAAAGAAAACCCCUGUGAACUUCACUACAAGCGAGGCGUGUUGCAUCCUGCUGCGCAACUGUGGCAACUACAUGCAGGAACGGAAAAUGAAGAAUUCUCAGAACUUGUAUCCCUUACCGGCUUGGUCUCCGUGGCGCUGCUCACGGUCGUGCGGUGAACCGCUGCUCGCAUGUAGCGCUCUGGGCGUAAAACUGAGCACAGGUGAUGCUGGAGUCUUGCGCGUCUACCUGAGGGAGAAGAAAGGAUUUUGUUUAGAAACUAAAAAAGUAAAGACUGAAGAAGAUGAAUCUGCAGAGGUGGAAGAUGAAGAUGGGCAGGAUUCUGGAGAAAAAGAAGUGGAAGAGGAGGAGGAUGAAGUGCCCAGUUUACCAUUAGGUGUAACAGGUGCUUUUGAAGACACUUCAUUUGCUUCCCUUGCUGGUCUUGUCAGUGAGAACACCCUGAAAGGCAUAAAUGACAUGGGCUUCACACAUAUGACAGAAAUUCAACAUAAAAGUAUUAAGCCUCUUCUAGAAGGCAGGGAUAUUCUAGCAGCUGCAAAAACAGGCAGUGGCAAAACACUUGCAUUUCUCAUUCCUGCAGUAGAACUCAUCUACAAGUUAAAAUUCAUGCCUAGAAAUGGAACGGGUGUUAUUAUUCUUUCACCUACUCGAGAGCUUGCUAUGCAAACAUACGGAGUUCUUAAAGAACUUAUGAAUCAUCAUGUUCACACCUAUGGUCUGAUAAUGGGGGGCAGUAACAGGUCAGCAGAAGCACAGAAACUUGGAAAUGGGAUCAACAUCAUUGUGGCAACACCAGGAAGACUUCUGGAUCAUAUGCAGAACACUCCAGGUUUCAUGUACAAGAACUUGCAGUGUUUGGUAAUUGAUGAAGCAGAUCGUAUCUUAGAGGUUGGGUUUGAAGAAGAAAUGAAACAGAUCAUAAAACUUCUACCAAAGCGCAGACAGACGAUGCUUUUUUCUGCUACACAAACCAGAAAGGUUGAAGAUUUGGCUAAGAUCUCUCUGAAGAAAGAGCCCCUAUACGUUGGGGUUGAUGAUAACAAGGAGACAGCAACAGUAGAUGGUCUCGAACAGGGCUAUGUAGUAUGUCCAUCUGAGAAAAGAUUCCUUUUGCUCUUCACCUUCCUCAAGAAGAACCGGAAGAAGAAACUGAUGGUAUUUUUUUCUUCGUGUAUGUCGGUGAAAUACCAUUAUGAAUUACUCAACUAUAUUGAUUUGCCCGUUAUGGCCAUUCAUGGCAAGCAGAAACAAACGAAACGUACUACUACAUUUUUCCAGUUCUGCAAUGCGGAAUCUGGAAUACUGUUGUGCACUGAUGUAGCUGCUAGAGGACUGGAUAUUCCUGAAGUGGACUGGAUUGUCCAGUAUGACCCUCCAGAUGAUCCAAAAGAAUACAUUCAUCGAGUUGGUAGAACUGCCAGAGGUAUAAAUGGUAGAGGACAUGCUUUGCUCAUUUUACGACCAGAAGAACUGGGAUUUCUUCGUUAUCUAAAGCAAGCCAGGGUACCAUUAAGUGAAUUUGAGUUUUCCUGGUCAAAAAUUUCAGACAUCCAGUCUCAGCUGGAGAAACUGAUUGAGAAGAACUACUUCCUUCACAAGUCAGCCCAGGAAGCAUACAAAGCUUACAUUAGAGCUUAUGACUCCCACUCUCUGAAACAGAUCUACAACGUCAAUAGCUUGGAUCUGCCCAAAGUCAGCCUUUCAUUCGGUUUUAAAGUCCCUCCGUUUGUUGACCUCAAUGUGAACAGCAACCAAGGCAGAAGACUACAGAAAAGAGGUGGAGGUGGAGGAUUUGGUUACCAGAAAUCAAAGAACGUCCACAAAGCUAAAAUCUUCAAACACAUUAACAAGAAGUCGGACAAUCGACAAUUUUCUCGUUAACCAUACCUUCAUUUAAAUGGCUUCUGUCACUAGAACAGAGUACCUUGAUGAAAAUUAGCUGGCAGUUAACUUCCAGUUUAAAUGGCUCUGUUUGUUUCUUAGGGUUUUUUGGUUUUGUUUUUGGUAACAUCUUUAUCUUUCAUUUCAGGAAGACUUUUGGGGAGGGAGAAUGAGAAGUAGUCUGCUAAUUUUGCCAUGUUCAUUGUAAGGAAGAAGAUAGCUGAAUAUAAUUAUUUUAAGUCAGUACUGUAGAUUUUUUUUAAGAGAAACAUUUUUCAGCUUUUUAUAAGAGAAUUUGCUUUCCCUUUACCCUUUUUCCUAUGCAUGUGCAUGCCUCUAAAAAGGCUUGGAGUAGAACCAGAAUGGUCAGAAAUGCAGAAGAGCUGUAGGUCUCUGAAAAUAUUUUUACAGUGUAAAAGGAAUUUUUUUUCACAUGAAUCAUUGCAGAGGUUUCUCAUGCAACAGAACUCUGCUUUGUCCAAAAAAUAUGCUGAAAAACGUAGGAAGAUUCCUUCAGAACGGAUCAUGUCUGUGAAUCUAAUAAAGCGUGAGCUUAUAGUUAUUUUAAGUCAUAGCACCUGUAUAACAAAUACAAUGGCAAAGACAAAAUCACUCUUUUAUACCACAUCUGUGACACGCUUAGAACUGUGGGGGGAGUCGGGUUUUUUGUUGUUUUUGUUUUUUAAAUGUUGUGAUAGAAUGCUAAUAUUCUAGUGAAAUGAUCAGGUUUUCUUCAUUUUCUCUUUAAUCUGAAUUUACCCAUCUCAAAGUGUCUAGUCUAUUCUCUUAUGAAUAUGUAAAUAAAAUGAAGAAAGGCUGAUUAUAUAAUUUGAAGCACUCAGCCCAGAUAAUGAUUUUAAAAUGCUCUAAACUCGAUGAAAUGAGAAUUGUUGCAGUUUUUUAUUUUGUAAAUUAUGAAAGUGAAUUGCUUUUUAGUUUUAGUUUAUCAAAUCAGUGAUAGAAAAAGAUAUUACCACAGGAUAGAGGGGGGUGGCAAGACUAGAUUGUGAAAGUGCUUGUGUCCAGGUUUUUUUAAAAAAAAAAAAAAAAAAAGGCAUGUGAACGUGCUAGAAAGAUAUUUUGAGGAAGAAAUGGAAAAGACUAAAAUGAAAGGAGGAGGCAUACACAUAGCAAAUACAAUAAAUACAGAGAAUAAGUAGAAAGAAUACACAAGGUGGGCAAAAGUAAGUAGAGGAACUAGAUUGCAUGUAUUAUUAAGUCUGUACCACUGCAGAAAUAGAUAACUACUAUUCUCAUGGGGCUAAGGGGGUAGAGGGAACGGUAUUUCAGAAAUGUACGUCCAUCAGUGCAGGGAAGAAUUGCAGUGUCACAGAAUGCAGAAAUCCAGGCCCCAAAUGAUUACGGUAAAAUAGCUGUAAUUCAUCAUAUCUGUGUUCUGUAUCAUCUAAAACGUUAUCCAGGACCAAUUACGAAUACAAAGGCAUAGAUAUUUUUUCCAGUGUAAUAUGGACCAUAAUCCAUAGGUUUUUUUUUUUUUGAAGUAGCAUGUCAGAUUUAACAUGACAAUUUGUGCAUACAAGUAGUGGAGAAGAAUGUUGGAGGUCUUUCUUUUAACCUUAAGAGAAACUAGAUCAUUCUUCGGAAAAACAGCAUGACCAUUCUGUUGCUAGUGCUUAUACCAUUCAAGACUGAGAACGUUGCUUCCCCCCCCCCGCCGCCUUUUUGUGAAGCAGCUGACUUACAGCCCUGAUGGGGAAAUUUUAAAGGCUCUUGAUCAAUAUCGGUCAGAUAUUAAGAACUUCUGAUAUGUCAAAAUACUUUAAAAAUAUUAAAAUACAUUACUUCCAUCGUUAGGGUUUGAAGGUCUCAUGCUUCCAGGGUUGCGAUGAAAAAGCAGAAUCUGCACUUAUGGGUAGGCAACAUUAAUUAGGAACAUGGUACCCGGUUCACAGUGCUCCAAUCUUUGAUUCUGGAUUUGCUUAUAAAUCUAUAAAUAUAGAUGUGAAAAUAAAUCUCAAGUCUAUUUUGCAAUAGUGCAUUUUAAGAACUGUCUCUGAGAUCUACGCUAUCAUACAGUUGAAAGGUUUUGCUAUACUUGCAGGCUCUGCAGUUACAUUAUGGGAAUCAACUUACAUUACAAUGAAAUUAAUUCUGUCGAGGGACUCAUUAAAUGAAUACAAAGUUAAUCACUUGCGAAGAGAUAAAAGCAAAGUUGCAGUAAGCUACUGUAAAGAUCAGAAUAUGGUUACAUGGGCACAAAGAGUAUAAAUGAAGGGAGUAUUAGUUUGGAAUAAAAAAAAAAAAGCUGUGAUGAUGGGCACAAUCAAUUAUUGUGUCAGAGCGGUAAUUCCAGGUGCUGCAUAGCCAGAACUAGUUUGGCUUAAAGGCAUAUCAGAAUUCAUGACCCUUCUUUGUGUAGGGCGAAAAUCUGUUUUGUCGAAAGCUUGCUUUAUUCUGUCAUUCUCGGUGAUUUGGGGAGCAGAAGAUAGGCAGCAGACAACUUCCAGCUCCACCUAACUUCCUUUGGAAGAGUUGAGGCACUGUCAGUUUCUAGAGUCUGUCAUCUGGAAAACUAAAAAUAGGGGUUCAGUGCCAGACCAUCCAACUCCUCCCAGGUAUUUUUGCUUUGUGUUUUCUCAUGUACCCCAAUAAAAGCAAAUCUUUAAAAUAAUCUCAUCUGGAAGAUAGCAAGACUAGAUGGUAUGGCUCUAGAGUAGCACUAGCUUACCCUAGAGAGGGUAUUUUCACAAGCAGAUUGGAGUAUCAUCUCCCUACCAUCCCACAAAUAAAAGUUAAUGCUGUUGCUUUUAUUUAAAUAUUUCAGAGGUAUAAGGGCUGCACAGUCUGAAGUAAUUAUGUAGUCUGCUAUUUCACACGGCGAUUUCCUGACAAAUCAGAAGAGAAAUUCCAGAGCUGAGACUAGGUAUUGAAAAAGGAGGACUUCAGCUUUCUGGCUUGUGCAGAUUUAGUUACAAUUUGUAUGGAAUCACAAAUGAAAAAUAGUUUCUAAUGGAAGAUCUGCUUGUAGCAGGCAGCAUCUAUUCUACUAUGAUACUGCAAGUUUAAAAGUUUGUCAAACUGAUUGUAAAUCUACCAUUUCCUUUACAGCUUACCCUGUUAUCAAUCUUGUGAGCAGUUUAAUAGACUUCAGCCAUCAGACUUUCAAGGCUUGUCUCAUAACAAUGACGGAUAGGUUGGGGACUAAUAUUGUGUGUCUUGAGAAAUUGUCGUCUUUCUCUGAGAACCUUGACAAAGAAAUUGAACUCUUUAAACCACUUAAAGGGGUGAUCAAAACUGUCCUGCUUGAACUGGAAGAUUUUUUUUUUGACAGUUCUCAGAACAGGUCCAUAAAGGAAAAUUUCAUUGCUAAGCUCCUGCCCAUGAUCAUGAAAAAUCUUGUCGUGACACAAGUUUCCUAUGCUGUAACAUUACCGAGUUACAGACAACUACAAGACUAGUCAAAUCACUGCCAUCAAAUUUUUCAGGGUGAACAUCCUGGGUAGAGGACACAGGUUUGUUGACAAAGUAGAGCAGAAAUUUGAGAGAACUGGAUAAGAUGUUACCUACCUAUGUCUGCUCCACUGUGAAUAAAAAAUGUGUUUAUACUUUGGUAGUAAUUAGCCAUUUUGGUGCUUAAAUUGAGCCGUCAACUUAAGUGAGCUACUAGAGCUUUAGAUAUUUUCAAGCUAGUAAUCUAAGGGGAAGCAAGCUCUCGCAGGAAGGGCAACAAGUCAAGUUUGUAUGUCAUUCAAAAAUGACAUUUGAGUAGAGGCCUCCAACUUCUUCGCAUUGUGAAACGUGUAAGGAAGGUGGGUACUGACAGGAAACACUGUCCUAUUCAAAAGAUUCUUGUCUAGUUGCUUCAACCGCCUAUACCUACAAGGUAUUUUACAGAAGUCUAAAACCCGAACAACUACAUAAGAGCCAGGUAUUCUUCCUUAGAAGACAGCUGUGUUUGGUUUUUUUUUUCAAAAUUAAAUAACGCUGAAUAGAGCU